Molecule: messenger RNA, 2572 nt
Organism: Gambusia affinis (western mosquitofish)
Lineage: Eukaryota; Metazoa; Chordata; Actinopteri; Cyprinodontiformes; Poeciliidae
Gene: gcna
Product: germ cell nuclear acidic peptidase
Exons: 13
Coding region: 167-1888 (573 amino acids)
Cellular component (GO): nucleus
Source: RefSeq, a predicted model, not a curated record
CGUGAUGACGUGUUGUUUUAAACUUACUCUGAUUGGUCAAGUAUCUUCCUGACGUCUGACGUAAUGUUUUCUCACGAUUUGAAUUUACGAAACGUUUAAUUGCCGAUUUAUUUUCUUCUCCAUUUAAUAACAGACGUGGUAUCUCAAUUACAGCGAGGGGAAGGAAAUGAACGAUGAUCUCUGCAAGUCGUUUGACAGAGUUGCUAGAAAGAUGGGCUGGAUGGAUGAGGGACUGGACUCAACCCAAAAGAAGCUGAUGAGUAUGAUCGGCAAGACGCGCAAUGGUGGGACAAGUGGAGCUCCUAGCGAGUCCAGUGAUGAAGAGUUUGACAAUUUUCUUAUGAAAAACUUCACACCCAAAACAAAAACUAAGCCACAGAAGCCAAUCAGUGCUGCAAAGACACUCAGCUCAAAUGUUCCUGUGGUGAGCUCAGGUGAUGAAGAUGACUUUGAGACAUUUUUGCAGCAAGUGAAAACCCCCGCCGCCAAAGCCAGGAUAAGAUCUGAAAGCGGCAGUGAAGACAGCCUGAAAAACUUCAUAGUGAACGAUUUCUCGUCUGAUGACGAUUUUCUUGAAACUAAGUCGUCCUUAAAAGUUCCUCAGAAGAUCAAAACUCCAGUGGGGCAGCGUCCGUUCAGAAGACCUCUCGCGCAGUUGAACUCGCCGGUGUUUGUUAGCGACAGUGGGGACGACGACGACGAAAACAUUAUCAUAAGGAAUACUUGGAAGACUCGUCACUCGAAGCCCAAACCUCUGCAAAGAGAUGAAAAGAGCGAAAACAAGCAGGAAGAGAACCGAUCACCCUUGCUGCCCAGUUUAUCGGACUUCCUCCGUCCUCCCAGUAACACUCCGCCAUUAACAGCGUCACCCAAGCGGACUUUUUCAGCACCUUGUAGGCUGGACGAGUCGAGCGGCUCUGAGGAGGAGUUUGCGUCCCUGUUGGAGAGGCUGAAAAAGAAAAACAAUCUCACCAGCACCACAUUCACCCCAAACACCAGUAAAGAAUCUGAAACAAAGCUUGUGAUCUCAGCUCCUGCGGUGAAGCCCUUCACAACACCAGGCUCGAAAGCGAUCAAGGAGAAACCUCAAGAUGUAAAAACACAUGGAAAAUCCUCCAUUUUGAAGCCUAAAGUCAGUCAGACGGACCCCAGGCCCGCUGCUGUGAGCAGGAUUGCGGCGUGUAAGACCCCUGGCUGCUUCCUAGAGUCACUCGCAGUUCCCGGCUCCAUAUAUGGAUCCAUUUUCAAGAAGAACAAGGAAGAACUCACAAGGAAGCUGUACCAGCUCUACAAUACCAGCGUGUUUGACAACAAGCUGCCAACCAACAUGUCUGUAACCUGGAAUAAGAAGAUGCGGAAAACAGCGGGUUACUGUAUCACGGGACAGGAAAAAGGUGGAGGAAACCGCUACGCUCGCAUCGAGCUGUCCGACAAAGUCUGCGACUCCGCAGAUCGUCUCCGGGACACGCUGAUCCAUGAAAUGUGCCACGCUGCCACGUGGCUGAUAAACGGCGUGAGGGACGGACACGGAAACCUGUGGAGGCUGUACGCACGCAAAUCCACACUCAUGCAUCCCGAGCUGCCCGUGGUGACGCGCUGCCACAGUUAUGACAUCACGUACAAGUUCCAGUAUCAGUGCAAGCGCUGCCAGAAUACGAUCGGCCGCCACUCCAAGUCUCUGGACACGCAGAGGUUUGUGUGCGCGCUCUGCACCGGUCAGCUGGUCUUACUGACUCCUUCGAAGCCACGGGCUCCCACGCCCUUCGCCACGUUCGUCAAAGAGAAUUACGGGAACGCGAGGCAGGAGCUGGCGGGGCAGAGCCACGCGGAAGUGAUGCGGAAACUGAGCGCCGACUUUGCCUCGAAGACCAAACUCGGUGCGAGCUGAAUGAGCAAACGUACUGAAAACCCUUUACCUCUUUCGAUGUUCUUACCUUUUCGGGCCACUGUGAUACUUUUUUUUUUUUUUUCUUUUGUUAUUGGUUGCUAUAACUGGAAGUGUGAACAAAAACACCAAAGUUUUCUGUCCACUAUAUAUAUAUAUUUUUUUUGUAUUGAAGUCGAUAGAACUGUCGUCUUAUUCAAGCAAUAAGACAUGAGACAGUCAGCAUAUUCUCUCUAGAAUAUGCUGGAUUUCUUUUUUUUUUUUUUUUUUUUUUUUUUUUGCCAGUAAUUUUAACAAUAAAAACUUGAUACAUAAAACAAAUAUAUAUAUAUUUUUUUUCCUUAAGUUUUUCUUGCCAUCUCUUUCCUUCAUCAGACAGGAAAGAGACGGGGAGAGAGAAUGGCGGGAGACAAGCAGCAAAGGCCUGAGGGUCAGGAGUCCAACUUUGAACGGCUGCAUUGAGGACUAAAAGUCUGCCGCGAAAGUAAACCUGGGGAUGCUUAUUGAUUUGUGUUUUUUUUCUGAAUUACUGGUGUUGUUUAUGUAAGUAAGCAAUGAGCACUACUCACAUGAGUAACGUUUUUAAUCGAAUGGAAGUGAAUGAAACUGAAAGAUACUGGUGCGUUUUAUUACCACGACUUUAUCGAGCAAAUAUUUACAGGUAGGAUAUAUUAUGUCUGCUCACAU